This is a messenger RNA of Tarenaya hassleriana, 3168 nucleotides long. RefSeq names its product protein NLP7-like. The coding region runs from base 145 to 2901 and encodes 918 amino acids. Lineage: Eukaryota; Viridiplantae; Streptophyta; Magnoliopsida; Brassicales; Cleomaceae. The transcript has 5 exons. Gene Ontology annotation, molecular function: protein binding; DNA-binding transcription factor activity. The record is from RefSeq and is a predicted model, not a curated record.
AUUAUGCGAUACCAUGGAAUCGCACACUUACCGUUUUGACCUUUCUCGUUCUCUCUCUGUCCAAACGAAGAGCGAUCGACGAAGAGAAUUCGCGUACGAAAACUUUCCCGGAAAAUUUCCAGCUGUUACAGAAAUUCCCAGAAAAUGUCCGAACCUGAUGAAGAUAGCACCAGAAACGGUGUCAUUCCUCCGCCGACGAGGCCGCGGGAGCUGCUGAUGGAUUUGGAUGAUCUGAAUUUGGACAGUUCUUGGCCGUUGGAUCAGAUCCCCUACAUCUCCUUAUCGAACCAGUUCAUGUCUCCGUUCGUCGUCUCCUCUUCCUCCGAGCAGCCUUGCUCACCUCUCUGGGCGUUUUCCGACGGCGGAGGAGCCACCGCUGCUCCCGCCGACGAGAAUCUCAGCCCUGCCUCCGGUGUUCCUCCUUUCCGUCUCGCCGAGUAUCCUCUCUUUCUCCCUUGUUCUGCUCCGUCGGUGGCUGAGAACACAGCAGAAAAUGGUAACAAUCUCCAGUUUCCCUCUCCAUUGAUGGGUCUGGUCCCUCCGGAGAACGCAGACUACUACUGUGUGAUCAAAGAGAGGAUAACUCAGGCGCUUCGCUACUUCAAAGAAUCGACCGAACAGCAAGUCCUGGCUCAGGUCUGGGCUCCAGUGAGAAAGAACGGCCGUGAAUUGCUGACGACUUUGGGCCAACCUUUUGUUCUUAAUCCUAACGGCAAUGGGCUUAACCAAUACAGGAUGAUCUCUCUCACGUAUAUGUUUUCUGUGGAUAGUGAAAGCGAUAUAGAGCUUGGACUUCCUGGUCGAGUUUAUCGACAGAAAUUGCCCGAAUGGAGUCCAAAUGUACAGUACUACUCCAGCAGAGAAUUCUCACGGCUUGACCAUGCCUUGCACUAUAACGUGCGUGGUACGCUGGCCUUGCCCAUAUUUAAUCCUUCUGGUCAGUCCUGCAUCGGUGUUGUCGAGCUUAUAAUGACCUCAGAGAAGAUCCAUUACGCCCCUGAAGUGGACAGAGUUUGCAAAGCCCUUGAGGCGGUGAAUCUGAAAAGCUCGGAAAUACUUGACCACCAAAACACUCAGAUAUGUAAUGAGGGCCGUCAAAAUGCACUAGCCGAGAUUCUGGAGAUACUGACAGUUGUAUGCGAGACCUACAAGCUCCCUCUGGCUCAAACCUGGGUCCCGUGCCAGCACAGAAGUGUCCUAGCCAACGGUGGUGGUCUGAAGAAAUCCUGCACCAGCUUCGACGGGAGCUGCAUGGGCCAAGUUUGCAUGUCCACGACUGACGUGGCUUGCUACGUGAUCGAUGCCCAUGUUUGGGGCUUUAGAGAUGCCUGCCUUGAACACCAUCUCCAAAAAGGCCAAGGUGUUGCAGGACGUGCAUUCAUGAACCGCUACUCAUGUUUCUGCCGAGACGUCACCAAAUUCUGCAAAACCCAGUACCCGUUGGUACAUUACGCGCUCAUGUUCAAGCUGACCAGUUGUUUCGCGAUUUGUCUACAGAGCUCUCACACGGGCGAGGAUGAUUACAUUCUUGAGUUCUUUCUCCCUCCAGAAAUUGCGGACAGAAGCGAGCAAGAUUCUAUGUUGGGUUCACUGCUGACCACUAUGAAACAGCAUUUUCAGAGCCUGAGGGUCGCGUCUGGAGUUGAUUUCGGUGAAGAAACCGAUGAAGUGUCUGUUGAAAUCAUCGAAGUGUUGCCAGAUAAGAAGAUAAUUUCGAAAAUCAAAUCUAUUCGAGUACCCUCUUCUGGUUUUACAUCAAAUGCAGGGGAGACGGGGUUGAAUCCUCAUCCAUCCGUGGUUCCUUCUUCUGAUCCAGUGAACGAGAAGAAUGUGGCCGGUGAUAAUGGUGUGGUUAAGGAGGCGAAGAAGCAGAAGAGAAAACGUGGGAAAACAGAGAAAACAAUCAGUCUAGAUGUGCUUCAGCAGUAUUUCACCGGAAGUCUCAAAGACGCUGCCAAGAGCCUUGGAGUUUGCCCUACGACAAUGAAGCGAAUCUGCCGGCAACACGGAAUCUUGAGGUGGCCAUCUCGGAAGAUCAAGAAAGUGAAUCGUUCGAUCACGAAGCUGAAACGUGUCAUCGAAUCUGUUCAAGACACUGACAAAGCUCUCGACCUUACUUCCAUGGCCAUCGGCUCGAUUCCUCAGACAAAAAUCCAAGCCACAGCCAAACUGUUAAACUCGCCAAGCGGCCCAAAAGAACCUGAGCCGCCAAAGAACAAUGAUUCGCCCAACUACGGCUCCAGUGGUCGCAUUCCUCAGGAACCACAUGGGACCUCUGAGUUACCAAGCAACAGAUGCAAACGUUCACAAAACCGGGAUGAUAGCGUUGAAACCCCGACCUCUCAAGGCUCUUGCGGAGGUAAUCCCCAGGAUGAGACUACAGCCGUGAACCGAGAACCAGUUUUGGCUGUCGAUGUAUCUGCAUCAUCAUUUUCUAUGCCAAACCGGCUUGACCCUAUCCAGGGAAUGCCAAUAGAAGACGCAGGGAGCUCAAAAGAUUUGAGAAACCUCUGCUCCUCUCAGAGGCUUCCAGAGUCAAACCGGUUAAACACCGGCAACAAUUCCCACAACCCUACAAAGGAAGAGGGCUCAGGAUCAGAAACAAGAAGCGUAACCAUCAAAGCAUGUUACAAAGAAGACAUUAUAAGGUUCAGGAUAUCAUCAAGCUCGAGUGUGACUGAACUGAAGGAGGAAAUUGCAAAAAGGCUGAGACUUGACACAGGUACGUUCGAUAUAAAGUAUAUAGACGACGAUAACGAAUGGGUUUUGAUCGCUUGUGAUGCCGAUCUUCAAGAGUGUCUCGAUAUUUCGAGAUCCUCUGGUAGCCAUAUCGUACGGCUCCUGGUUCACGACCUGACGACGAAUCUCGGUAGCUCUUGCGAAAGCACCCGAGAAUUGUGACCAUAUUCAGGUUCCUGAGCAAAAAGCUCUUGUAAUUAACUGUUUAAAACGACUUAGAGUUUUUGGAUUUCUUGGUACAGAAGAAAAGAUUUGGGAUUUAGGUUUUGUGGUAAAAGCCGUAAAUGAAUUUGUUUGUUUGUAUCUGAGAGAGUCAGAAAUAAUUUAACUGUAACCCAAAAGUUUUCUUCUUUUUUUUUUUCUUUUCAUUCUUGUUUUUAUGAUCUUUUUGGUGUCCUCUGCCUUUGAAAAGACCCUGUAAUUUUAACA